CUUCGUGCGAUUCAGACGUAACGCGUGAAAAUCGGAAACACGGAAAAUAUUCGCUAGUAUACUCGUAUUCCUAUGGUUCCUCGCAUUUUUUUUUUCUGCAAGAGAAGACGAAAGUAUUUACUCUAUGCAACACCUUGAAAGUGUAUAAAAAGAUGAAUUUUUGAAAAAUAUAGCAUAUUAAACUUUCACAACUUUUCAAAGUAUAUCUAUGAAAUUUACUUUGUUUCAAACAUUAUAUGCAAAAAUUGUGCUUUUUUGUUCUUAAUUUCGAAGUGCUCUUUUAAAUGUUGAAACACCUGCAACAAAGACACUAAUGUAUUCUCUUUAAAAUGUGCACACUUAAGCGUCUGAUCUCUGCACAUUGAUUACAUUUAUUUGUGUGCCAUCAAGAACAAAGUAGUGGCGUGCACUUCUUGACAAGUGGAUUUAAAGUUGUGUAUAUGCACAGCAAAAAGUAAAACACGCAAACACAACACACGAAAAUGGCUAUACUGCAGUCUUGUUGCUUUUGGAAGACGGUGCGUACCGGAAGCAUGGCAAGCGCCACCUACACUUUGGUGUACUUUGGUUUCUCCACCGUUGUUAUGCUCAUUACCGUUUACGAUGAACAGGAAUUUCUGGCUGGCAGCAGAGGGCAACCAUUAGGAGAAAGCAUCUUGGCCAAAGGAGAGAUAACACCGGCUAUUGUUGUAUUUAAUAUUCUGUUUCUGAUUUGUUCGUUCUUUAUCGUUUUGUCGUCGCUCUUAACGUUCGUGGGAUUGAAGCAAAAUAAGCGUCAACUUCUGUUACCCUGGAUUGUUUUCAUGCUUUGCGAUGUACUGAUUGAAAUUCUUCACUUGGUUUAUUUGUCAUUUACACAAAUGGUGAACUUCGAUCCCGUAGUCGGCUUUAUAUUCACCAUUGACUUUUUUAUAAUGUGUCUGAAUUCUUACUGUCUGCUGUGCGUGAUAUCGCAAUAUCAAAAUUACCUGCAGGGACUUGGUUGCGGGAAUCAACAGAUACGGACCGAAGUGGUGAUACAAUCAGCUGAUGGUGGAGCUGGGUCGAGUCAGAGUUAUUUACGUGCAACGAAAAUACAAAAAUCCAUCGCCAGUCCUUACAUAACAACGAAUCCGCACACGCACAUUUCAACGAUACACGAAGAGAUGGACCAAAACCAUAAAAUUCCUACCAGUUCAGCGGAAGCGCCGAGCGAACCGAUAGAGGAAAACUGCUUGCACUUGACUGUCAACAUUCCGUCUCCGUUCUAAGUGUGAUAUUACCAGCGUUUCCAUCUCUAUUAGAACCAGUAACGCGUGGUGGAGAGUAUAUACAGUAGCCGAAGUAGCAUCAGAAUUUGUAACGAAUGAAUGCAACAAUUGCGCUGCAGAUGAAACGGGAAAAUAUGUUGUUGCAACUAUAUGCACGUAAAGCUAAUUUUGUACUGCUUAAAGACACGUAAGUGACGUGUGCGAUAAAAAUGCAGGCAGCAUUUUGGUUAAAGAAGAAGAAGAGUAGUUGAAGUCGCACACAAAGUGAGCAGAAUAAUCAAUGCGGCUGACAUACAUAGGUAUUCUACUAAAUGCAUACUCCUUUGUCAAUUUAACAACAAAAUAUUUUGGGAAAAUAAAAAGCGUUUCACCGCUCUGUAUUUCCUGAUUUACAUAUGUAUAUGUGUGUAUAUAUGUAGUGUAUUAUUUUAUUAAAAGAAAUUUCACGUCUUCAAAAGGUGCACAUAUAUACAAACUAUUUACGAAAUUAUUGUAGUGUAAAUAAAAAUGUACAAAGAGGGUGUUUUUUAGAGGUGUAAAACUUUUAACUCGAAUAAAACAUUUCGUGUUUAAAUAAACCUGAGUAUGAAAUAACUUACCCGACUUCUCGCAAAUAAUGCGUUGAAUAUUAACUUCCAAUUGCUCUGUCUGUUUUAUCAGCUCUCGGCCCCAAAUGAGUAGUCAUAACGGUGUCAAAGGCUAGGUAGCUUUGCCAAAGGUUUGUUUCAAUAAGGUGACGGUUUUGAGCGCUAUAACGCUUGCCGAACCUGUCUACUGAAACCAAUUUGCUCCCAAGCGAUUGAUAUUUACAACGGAAACGUAAUAAAUAAAAGAAAUAAUUUUUAAGUAGCGCUCACCAUGGAUCACGACAACAGAAAUUUUUUUCACAGCUAGUUCGACAACUAUAGUUCUAAUAAAUUCUAAAACAUAAAGAAACACCUAUUAUGUGCAGGCACAUAAAUACGGUUAAUUUACAAACCCAUUGUCUUAAAAAUCAAGAUCUGUAUAAAAAUUAACUUCGCAGAAAAAUCUUUUCGAUAUUGUACAUUGUAAAUAUUAUAAUAAAAUUUUAAUUCAAC
Molecule: messenger RNA, 2329 nt
Organism: Bactrocera oleae (olive fruit fly)
Lineage: Eukaryota; Metazoa; Arthropoda; Insecta; Diptera; Tephritidae
Source: RefSeq, a predicted model, not a curated record